This is a messenger RNA of Zingiber officinale, 956 nucleotides long. RefSeq names its product stem-specific protein TSJT1-like. The record is from RefSeq and is a predicted model, not a curated record. Lineage: Eukaryota; Viridiplantae; Streptophyta; Magnoliopsida; Zingiberales; Zingiberaceae. Bases 92 to 805 code for a protein of 237 amino acids. The transcript is spliced from 5 exons.
UACUCCCAAUCUAUCUUCUCUCCUCCACUCCCAAACUGGGUACCCGACUGGGUAGAGCUUCUUUUCCUUCUCCCCCUCUCUUUGUCUCGGUAUGUUGGGUGUCUUCAGCGGAGACGUGGUGGAGGUGCCGGCGGAGCUGGUGGUCGCCGGCAACCGGACGCCGUCGCCAAAGACCCGCGCCACGGAGCUGGUGAACCGCUUCCUGAAGUCCGCUUCACCGGCGGUGUCCAUCCAACUGGCCGGCCUGGGCCACCUCGCCUACUCCCACGCCAACCAAUCUCCCUUCUCCCCCAGGUUGUUCGCGGCGAAGGACGAGAUCUACUGCCUGUUCCAGGGGUUGCUGACCAACCUGGGGAGCCUCCGGCAGCAGUACGGGCUGUCGAAGAGCGCCGACGAGUCCGUGCUGGUGAUCGAGGCCUACAGGGCUCUGCGCGACCGGGCGCCGUACCCCCCAAGCUUCAUGCUCGGCCACCUCGCCGGCAGCUUCGCCUUCGUCCUCUUCGACAAGUCCACCUCCUCCGUCCUCGUCGCCUCUGAUCCUGAUGGAAGGGUGCCCUUCUUCUGGGGGAUCACCGCCGAUGGUUGCAUUGCCUUCUCUCAAGAUCUGGAUCUGCUCAAGGGAUCAUGCGGCAAGUCUCUAGCUCCCUUCCCCAAAGGGUGUUAUUACUCAAACGCCUUCGGAGGCCUCAAGAGCUACGAGAACCCAAAGCACAAGGUGACUGCUGUGCUAGAGGAAGAUGAGGAAGAAGUUUGUGGUGCCACCUUCAAGGUGGAAGGAUCUGCGGCCAUUGCAGCAACACACUAGAUCGAUCAGGGAUUUGGAAGUGGCAAAUUUCCUUUGUAAAUCAAUCGCAUGCAUGGUGGUGUAAUCUGCUUGCUCUGUUUCAGUACUAGUGUUGUUUUCUUUGUUAUCUUGGUUUGAACUUGUGGUGCAAUCUUCAUCUUAUCUUCCAUCA